This is a messenger RNA of Acomys russatus (golden spiny mouse), 821 nucleotides long. It is a transcript of the gene Mfap5, whose product is annotated as microfibril associated protein 5. The coding region runs from base 33 to 497 and encodes 154 amino acids. Gene Ontology annotation, biological process: embryonic eye morphogenesis. Gene Ontology annotation, cellular component: microfibril. NCBI's taxonomy places the organism in Eukaryota, Metazoa, Chordata, Mammalia, Rodentia, Muridae. The transcript has 9 exons. The record is from RefSeq and is a predicted model, not a curated record.
CGAUCUUUGGGGCCAAGGUGCUGCUGCUCGUCAUGGUACUCGGCAUCCCUGCUGACUGGCUGCUCGUAGGUGUCCAUGGUCAACGAGGAGAUGAUGUGACCGAAUCAUUCACAGAAGACCCUAAUCUGGUGAAUGACCCUACUACAGAUGACACAGUUCUGGCUGAUAUCACACCUUCCACAGAUGACUUGGCCUCAGCUGGUGACAAGAAUGCAACUGCAGAAUGCCGGUACGAGAAAUUUGCUUGUACAAGACUGUACUCUGUCCAUCGGCCAGUCAAACAGUGUGUUCAUCAGGUUUGCUUCACCAGCUUACGGCGCAUGUACAUCAUCAAUAAUGAGAUCUGUUCCCGACUUGUCUGUAAAGAACACGAAGCUAUGAAAGAUGAGCUUUGCCGGCAGAUGGCAGGCCUGCCUCCGAGGCGACUCCGUCGCUCCAACUACUUCCGACUUCCUCCCUGUGAAAAUAUGAAUUUGCAGAGACCCAAUGGUCUGUGAUCAUCAAGGAUGAAAAAAGAAAAGUGUGGGUGAGAGGAGUCAGAAAUUCCUUCUCCUCCAACCACUGUCAUCUGUCCCAUAGACAUGUAUUGCUAAACUAAGCCCUUUGCAAUGUCCCGGCUUUGACCCUACUCUCUAAUUCCACUGGAACUGGUAACAUUUGUCUCAUUUUGCAGUACUGACAAUACAGUGUCUCUAUUGUUACAUUGUUUUGCUGAUUUCCAGUAUCAUAGACAAGGUGGACAAAAGACAGCCACACGACUUAGGUACAAACAAUCUACAUUCAGCCCCAACAGAAGAAAGGAGCCGGGGUGCCUUGGCUAA